This is a messenger RNA of Phytophthora infestans T30-4, 393 nucleotides long. RefSeq lists its product as uncharacterized. The transcript is spliced from 2 exons. The coding region runs from base 1 to 393 and encodes 130 amino acids. NCBI's taxonomy places the organism in Eukaryota, Oomycota, Peronosporomycetes, Peronosporales, Peronosporaceae. The record is from RefSeq and is a predicted model, not a curated record.
AUGGAACGUGAUGAUCUAGACAAAUUGUUACAAAACAUCGACGCUGCUGUCAGUGCCCUAGAGCAAAAAGUACGCAUCAUUUUCCAGACUCGCGAGAUUGGUGACAAGACGCGAGCGCCCUACCAGUCUGCGAAUGUCCUCCAGAUUCGCAGCGAUCUAGAGUACGCACGCCUUUUCAAAGGAAAAAAUGUGGCUGCAGCGAUCCACUGGGGAGAGCCCGACGUUACUGCAGAAGCUCUCUCGGCUGGCAAGCCUGUAGGUAUUUGCGGCACACAUACACUGCAUCAUUUCAUGGCGUGCGUGUGUGAGCAAGCUCAAGUGGGUCUCCCAUUGAUCGACUGGAAGACUUGCACGAGAGACUUUCCGCCACUUUCGAUCGAGAAAAGCCAGUGA